This is a messenger RNA of Condylura cristata (star-nosed mole), 3924 nucleotides long. RefSeq names its product transcription termination factor, RNA polymerase I (gene TTF1). The transcript has 11 exons. Bases 90 to 2378 code for a protein of 762 amino acids. NCBI's taxonomy places the organism in Eukaryota, Metazoa, Chordata, Mammalia, Eulipotyphla, Talpidae. The record is from RefSeq and is a predicted model, not a curated record.
UUGAAAAGCAAGUGGCGGAGCUUUCGGAGCGCGGCAUAAAGUCGCCUUUUCCCGCCGAUCGGCUCUUUGUGGACGCGCCGGCGAACAACAUGGAAGGAGAACCAAGCUGCCUGGAAGGCCACACUCCCCAUCUUGCCAAGAGAAAGAAAAAGCAUUCUGUCCAUAAGGAAGGGCAUCACAGGCACCCCCACAAAGGUGUCAGAGACCCACUCCUAGCAGAGGAGCUGCCUCACACAGCCAAGAGUCAGAAAAAGAGGAAGCGUUUGCAGGAUCUCCUUUCUCCCACACUGGAAAUCCCAGAGCCCUGUGACGAGACCGAGCAGGUCACGGCCAUGUCUCUGCCCAAAAAAAAGAAAAAAAGAAGAACCAGUGUCAUGGGUGUAGACGAUGCAACGGGCGUGACCUGUGUCCUGGUGGAUCAGGAAAACACAGAGAACCCGUGGAAGAGCUUGGAAAAGGAUGUCGAUGUGGUUUACAUUGAUGCCAGUCAGCAGCAAAAGGCGCCAGAGAAGCUGAAGGCCGUCAAGCCACUUCCGCUUACUGAGUCACAAAAGAUCCGGGCAGAAGAAGAGUGUGAUGCCGUAAAGGCAAGAAAGCAUAAAAAGCAUCGGAAGAAAGUCGCCUCCCACAAAACUGGCCAAGAAAACCCCCGUGGAGGCCUCAGCCUGCCCGUGUCCACAUCACCCCAGCAGGAACCCCUGCUGCCUGGGGGUCCAGGUGGUGAAAUGGCACCAUUGCUGGUGUCACCUAAGAAAAGCAAGACUAAGAAAAAAAAAAGAAAAAUUUCAAAGAAUCAGGAGGGUGACGUGAGGGUCAGGCCUGAGAGUCCUGAGCCGCUGUGCGUGGAAGCAUUGUCAGCAGCCGGUGAGGCUGGGGCCGAGGGAGGGGGAGGCAGGAAGGAGCCCAGGAGUCAAAAGAAAAAGCGGAAGAAGAGGAAGCAGGGGUCUGUUGCGGGCAUCCCGGCAGCGGGUGAUGACGAGCGCUGGGAUGGUACAGCCUGGGGCCCUCCCGGAGGUGCUGGUGCCGGGUGUGGGCCCAGUGUGAAGCCCAGGCCAGAGGAGCAGAGCCCGGCCGGCUGGCAAGAGGCGCCAAGCUUAGAGCCUGAGGAUGAAGAGGAUUGCGCCCUAGAGUCCAGAGGCGCCGAAACACCUCCCUGCUUGGACGACUCGAGAGCCUCUGACGGCCCGGACGUGGACGUGGGCUUGGACUCCGCCACCAGGCAGCUGCAGGAGUUCAUCCCCAGCAUCAAGGACCGCGCCGCCACCACCAUUAAGCGAAUGUACCGGGACGACCUGGGCCGGUUUAAAGAGUUUAAAGCACAGGGUGUCGCUAUUAGAUUUGGCAAGUUUUCUGCAAAGGAAAAUAAGCAGUUAGAACAAAACGUGCAAGAAUUCCUGUCCCUAACAGGAAUUGAGAAUGCGGACAAGCUGCUGUACACGGACAGAUACCCGGAGGAGAAAUCCGUCAUCACCAACCUGAAGAGGAAAUACGCAUUUCGGGUGCACAUUGGUAAGGGCAUUGCCCGGCCCUGGAAACUCGUGUAUUAUCGAGCAAAGAAGAUGUUUGAUGUCAAUAAUUACAAAGGCAGGUACAGCAAAGGCGAGCUGGAGAAGCUGAAGAUCUACCACUCCCUCCACGGGAACGACUGGAAGAAGAUUGGCGAGAUGGUGGCUCGCAGUAGCCUCUCGGUGGCCCUCAAGUUCUCCCAGAUCAGCAGCGAUCGAAAUCACGGCACUUGGAGUAAGGCGGAGACCCAGAAGCUAGUCAAGGCCGUCGAAGAAGUGAUUCUGAAGAGAAUGUCUCCCCAGGAGUUAAAGGAGGUGGACUGCAAGCUUCAGGAGCACCCCGAAGGUUGCCUGUCCAUCGUCCGGGAGAAGCUUUACAAGGGCAUUUCGUGGGUGGAGGUGGAGGCCAAGGUGGAAACCAGGAACUGGAUGCAGUGCAAGAGCAAGUGGACAGAAAUUCUCACCAAGAGGAUGACGAACGGCCGGGAAGUGUACCGUGGCGUUAAUGCCCUGCGGGCCAAAAUCAGCCUGAUCGAAAGGUUGUAUGAAGUAAAUGUGGAAGAUGCUAAUGAAGUGGACUGGGAAGAUCUGGCCAGUGCCAUCGGGGACGUCCCUCCAUCUUACGUCCAAAGUAAGUUUUACAAACUGAAAGCCACCUGUGUCCCCUUUUGGCAGAAGAAGACUUUUCCAGAGAUCAUAGACUACCUCUAUGAGACUAGUCUCCCUUUGCUGAAAGAGAAGUUACAGAAGAAGCUGGAGCGGAGGGGCACUGACGUCCCGGCCCCCGCAGUGCCCAGGCAGGUCUUCCUGUUCAGAGACAUCUUCUACCACACCGACAGCAGCGAGGGGGAGGACGCCGGUCAGGACGGCUAGGCCGGCGCGGCCGCGGCCACCUCCCGGGCUUGCCCCGACCUGCGCCGUGUCCAGGAGCUGUCAUCAGUGCCGAUGUCCACUGAUGAUGGCCAGAGAGGGCGUGAAACGACACCUUGGAUUGCGGGAUGUCGGGAAAUAAUAUAUUCAUCAUCAAGUUUGGCUGUGACAGGAGUACUCGCACUGAGGUGACAUUUCAGAGCCGUUAGGCUGAAGACAGUUGGCAGCCAGUGGUCUUACUAAACACUGUCCCAGUCCCCGCCGACUGCCGCGGAGGGCGGGGCCGCCCACAAGCCUGCGCGCUGCAGCUGUGGCGUGGCCGGGACGCCGUGGCUUCGGGGUGCACACCCUCCGGCCGCUGCCCCAGCGGUGCGUGUGCGUGCGUGCUUGGCCUCAGGGCGCGUGAGCUUGGAAAGUGCUGGGUUGGGAGCCACCGGUCUGCGUCCCUCACGCAGCCUCAGUCCCACCACCCUCUACAGUCUGGUCACGUUGAAGGCUACUUGGCCUCACCCAGGACGCCCUGUCGGCCAGUCACGGCCUCACCUGCCAUCCGCUGGGAAAUCCAGCCCUAACCGGCAUCCCUCCUCUUGGAGGGCUUGUCGGGAAGGGUGCCCUGUGGGCCGCGGGCAUAGUUCACACCUGGUGGAAUUUCCAGGAUCAUUUUAGCAUUGGGCUAGUGCCUCAGUCAGGAAAAUAAAACCACCCUGAGAUUUCAAACAGGGAUUUGAUGUAGCAAUUUAGGCCACAGAAUUGACCCACAGGCUGGAAGAGGAGGGUGGCUUGCCCGGCGGUGGGGAGCCGAGGAGAGCUGCAGCGCCCACGCCACUGCCUGCAAGCCCUGGUGCCCGCUGCCGCCGCCCUGGAGAGGCCGUGCUCUGUCCCUUUCCUGUCACGCGCCCGCAGCAGCAACCUGCUUCUCCUUGGGCUGCAGCAGCCCCUGCCCCCAGCCUGUGGUCCUCGCUAGCGGCCCCCCUCUCCCCCCGGGGACCCCUUGUCUGCCCUGCUGUUGGCUCCUGGGCGCUGCUGUGGCGGCUGAGUGUGCUCAGUGCAUCUCCCAGUAUCUGCGGCGCUGGGAGAACCCUCCGAGCAGCCCACUAAGGUGUUGGGGUGAGCCCAGCCCCGGAAGGCGCUGUGCAGAUGCACACUCGGACGCCUGGGUUUCCCUGACCGCAGGCACCUCCCUGGAGCCCCGGUGCGCGCCUCCGUGCUCACGGGGUGUUGUGGGCUGCGCGCCUUAGGGAUCAGUCCGCUGAGACGCGUCAGCGCUCACAAAUGUGCAUGUUCUGCGAUGCUGUAAUUUCACAUUGGGAACCUAAAGAAAUAAUUGAGCUAGUGUGUAGGAAUGACCAGGUGGGAUCCCCAUUUUUAUAGUAUGAAAAAGAAAAUAUGUAAAUAGGAAGUUUAUACAUUUCUUAAUCACGAACUUGUUAAAUUGUAUAUUUCUUGGGUGGACUGUUAGGCAGUGGCGGAAUUGCAGUGGUGGAUUUGGAUGGUAUUAUCCAUGGAACAUUUAAUUAUUUCAGAAGAGAUCUAUUUUCUUGAUUUUUGU